Messenger RNA from Cygnus atratus (black swan), 2508 nucleotides. It is a transcript of the gene ESPN, whose product is annotated as espin. Gene Ontology annotation, cellular component: cytoplasm. The record is from RefSeq and is a predicted model, not a curated record. Bases 1 to 2508 code for a protein of 835 amino acids. NCBI's taxonomy places the organism in Eukaryota, Metazoa, Chordata, Aves, Anseriformes, Anatidae. Gene Ontology annotation, molecular function: actin filament binding. Gene Ontology annotation, biological process: actin filament bundle assembly. The transcript has 15 exons.
AUGGCGCUGGAGCGGGCGCUGCUGGCGGCGCGGCAGGGCGACGUGGAGGCGCUGCGGGGGCUGCGGGCGGCGGGGCUGCUGCGGCCGGGGCUGCGGGACGCGCUCGGAGCCUCCCCCGCGCACCACGCCGCCCGCGCCGGCCGCCUCGCCUGCCUCCGCUACCUGGCGGCCGAGGCCGCGCUGCGCGGCGACGCGCGGGCGCGCAACGGGGCCACGCCGGCCCACGACGCCGCCGCCACCGGCAACCUCGCCUGUCUGCAGUGGCUGCUCACGCAGGGGGGCUGCGGCGUGCAGGACACAGACAACUCCGGUGCCACUAUCCUACAUCUUGCAGCCCGAUUCGGUCACCACGAGGUGAUUGACUGGCUCCUCCGCUUCGGAGGCAGCGACCCCACGGCAGCCACAGACACGGGAGCGCUGCCGGUCCACUACGCUGCGGCCAAAGGGGAUUUCCCCUCCCUGCGACUUCUCCUAGGACACUGCCCAAGCACUCUCAGUGCCCAGACCAAGACCGGUGCCACCCCUCUGUACCUCGCCUGCCAGGAGGGCCACCUCGAGAUCAUCCAGUACCUGGUGAAGGACUGCGGGGCUGACCCCCACGUGCGCGCCAAUGACGGCAUGACCCCACUGCACGCCGCGGCCCAGAUGGGCCACAACACCGUCAUCGUCUGGCUGAUGAGCUUCACGACGGUGAGCCUGUCAGAGCAGGAUGACGACGGGGCCACAGCCAUGCACUUCGCCGCCAGCCGCGGACACGCCAAGGUGCUGAGCUGGCUCCUGUUGCACGGGGGCGAGAUCACAGCAGACGGCUGGGGCGGCACGCCACUGCACGAUGCCGCUGAGAACGGCGAGCUGGAGUGCUGCCAGAUCCUGGUGGUGAAUGGUGCCGACCUCAGCAUCCGCGACCAGGAUGGCUACACAGCAGCUGACCUCGCCGACUACAACGGCCACAGCCACUGCGCCAAGUACCUGCGCACCGUGGAGAACAUGAGCGUGGAGCACCGCGUGCUGUCGCGAGACCCCUCAGCAGAUGGGGAGUGCCGGCAGCCCGACUCGGGCAUGUCGUCGCCCAACACCACGGCGUCGGCGCCCCAGGCACGCUUUGAGGUGGGCUCCCCCGCCAGCACCCUCUCCAACUACGACUCCUGCAACUCCAGCCAGUCGAGCACCGGAGAGAAGAGGGGUGGCCCCCACGGGGCCCCCACAGCCCCGCUGACGGACAUGCAGGCGUACAUGGACAUGCUGAAUCCCGAGACGCGGCCACGGGGCAGGGGGUCAGCAAGUGAGGGCCCCCCACCGCCACCCCCCAGCUUCCCCCCGCCGCCGCCCCCACCUGCCACCCGCCCACCCCCGCCGCCCCCCGGCUACCCUGCACCUGCGCCCCCCACCUCCCCCGAUACUGCUGACAUCUACGUGCGGGCCAAGAACAACCUGCGGCACGUGGAGAGCCAGGCGCUGCGCAGAGAGCUAGCAUCACGCGAGGGCAGCCCUGAGGGCCUGCGCCGGGCCGACUCCACGAGGCGGUCGAGGAACUUCAGCAAGCAGCCAAGCACGGGCGAUUACUAUAAGCACCUGGGGCCCAGCGCGGUGGAGCUGCCUGGCCCCCGCAGGAUGGCACACAGUGAGGAGGCCUCUCCCCUCUCCGCGGACACCAUGCACAACGGGGGCCCGGCAGAGAGCAAGCCUGGCGCCGAGCUGCCGCCCCCGCCGCCGCCCCCGCCGCUGCCCGAAACUGCCUGCCCACCGCCACCACCGCCACCUCCGCCAGCUGAGGCCCCCACCGGCCCCCGUCGCUCCUCCUCCUCCACGGGAAAAGGAAAGGCUUUGAGACAGAUGAAGAGCACCAAGUCGUUCAACAUGAUGUCCCCCACCGGCGACAACUCGGAGCUCCUGGCUGAGAUCAAGGCUGGGAAGAGCCUGAAGCCGACGCCGCAAAGCAAAGGCUUCACCACUGUCUUCUCUGGCAGUGGCCAGGCAGGGGCCAACGCCGAGUCGCCGCUAUCCUCCCCAUCGCCCACCAGGACACCCACCCCGCCGGCCACCCCCGAGGCUGUGGUGCUGCCGCGCUGUGUGGCGGGGGGCUCACCGGAGCUGGUGCUCAAUGGGAGCUCACCGGUGCCGGGGCCGGGGGCCGGGGGCCCGCCAGAUGCGGAGGCGCUGGUGCCGAGCCAUGAUGAGCAGGGCCGGCCCAUCCCCGAGUGGAAGCGGCAGGUGAUGGUGCGCAAGCUGCAGCUCCGCAUGCAGGAGGAAGAGGAGCAGCGGCGCAAGGAGAAGGAGGAGGAGGCGCGCCUGGCCAGCAUGCCAGCCUGGAGGAGGGACAUCCUGCGCAAGAAGCUGGAGGAGGAGAGGGAGCAGAAACGGAAAGAGCAAGAGAAGCUGAAGCGAGAGGAGGAGGAGAAGGAGAAGGAGCAGUCAGAAAAGCUAAGGACUCUUGGGUACGAUGAGACAAAGCUGGCACCCUGGCAGCGGCAGAUCAUCCUCAAGAAAGGGGAUAUAGCGAAGCACUAG